UUCAGGUCCAAGUUUCGAGCUCUGACACCCACAAUAUGGCAAAGCUGCAGCUUAGCACCCGCUCGCAUUGUCGCCCUCAAUUGGACCUCGAAGCGCUUAGAGGCCGCUACCGAGACCGUAAGGAGCCGUGUCUCUUCUACUGUCCAUCAACGCGUCGGAACAUCUUCUAGCACCAUCGAGGUGCCUCCUGCAACCAGAGCCCCAUGAGAAUCAAAGCAGGCAUGGCUUGAAUGAGGCAAAAUGGAGGCCACAGAGAUGUGCGGUCAGCCUGAACAGGGAAAACUGGCAGAUCUGCCGCACGAGCUGCUCGUGAUGAUCUGCCAGCUGGCCUAUCUCGAUGCCAUCCCCAAGACGUCCUUUCGCACGCUCGACCCGCAUUCGCUGCCGUCUUCCUACCCAGAUGGAAGAUCUACGUCCUCUCCUCAUCUGAUUGUACAACGGACGCUCUACUCACUCUGUCUGGUCAACAAGUCGUUCUACCAUGCAGCUCGGCCGUUACUCUUUCGAAAAAUCCGGAUCACGCUACCCUACUCGUUCCUCCUCCUCCUGCGCACACUCGGCGCGAGUCAUCUCGCCAGCGCAUACGAGACGUUCAGCAGCACCGGCGAUGUUAACCUCGACCCGACCGACCCAGCAAGUUUCGUCAACAUGGUCGCCGCCGUAGGCUUCGCCCAUGCGACCGGCGGCAAACUGGUUGUCAGUGUGCCGAGCACCCGGACAGCUAGCCCGUACCGUGGGAGAACCAAUAGCGGUUCGCUAUGGAAUCGAUCAUUGAGCAAAGAAUCGGUUUCCUCUCUGUCAGCCCCCGUACGGCCAGUAGCUGUGUCACCCGCCCGCGAGGGUCACGAUACCAUGAGCAGCAAAGGAAAAGGUCGCGCACCAUCCGGGCUGGCUCAGCAGAGCCAUCGUGCGAAGUUCCUCACGGACGAGGACGGAGAGGUUGAGCUGGUCUGGGCAGAAGAAGACCUGCUCAGCGAAACAGCGAGUAGCGCAAGCAGUGAAGACGAAAUUGAGGAAGAAGAAGACGAUAGUCCUGACAUGAACCGUCAGAGAGAUAUGGAUGAAAUCUUCAGACCUCCCCGAAGGCGACAAAUUCAGCGAUAUCACGUCACACUCAGCCAAGAUGCUGUGCUUACCGCAGUGCACAAAUGGGUCCGUAUCCUCGACUUUUCCACGUACCGCACCCAAGGUCUGCGGCGCACAAUCGGCGAAGGCCAUGAUGCGCGUUUCGUCACGCCCGCGCGCCUGCUGGCGCUCAUUACCGCGUGCUCAGAUGGCCUGGUCGCGUUUGGCGCCAGCGAAACCAUGGACAGCGCAUUGAGCAAGGACGUGCUCGAAGCUUUGCUAUUUCGCGGUGGGCAGCAAGAAGGUGGUAGCGCCAGCGGGGCUCCACCUGAUGAUUUCAACACGCGUGGAAGACGGACCGGCUGCGAGAGCAAUAGGUUGCGAAGCAGCGGCGCAGGCGGGAUGGGCUCACGCGCACUGCGCGGCGUCAGUAUCGAGCGUAAGCGAAGGGACGAUGCAGGGGACGGCGAUGCGACAAAUCACGUUGGGGCGGCUGAAGGUUUGCCAAAGAAAAAGAUGCUGCAGAGCUUGGAUCUAUGCAACUGCGUCAGCAGCAAGUUCCAGGAUGGUCUUUCCGGAUUUGUGGAGGAGCACUUGAAGAAGUUUAGUGGUCGCUUGACGCACACGCUUGACGAGGAGGACGGCGAUCAUGAUGCAGGAGAAAGUAGCGACGAUGAUGACGAGCACCGAGGGAGAGGGAGAGGGAGAGGAAGGGACAGGGACAGGGAUGCGCGAAGCUCGGCUAGCAGACCAGCAGCAGAUGGAAAUGCAACGUCCACAGCAGGAGGGGCCAUCGGUGCCAGUCGCUCGAUAUGUCGUAGUACGUCUCGCGCCCGCAGCGCUUCGCACAACCGAGAUCGGGGCUCGCUUGACGCCAACGCGCAGCCAUCUCGCCAUCCAGCGCGGGCGACGCAUUUCCCCUCGGUACUACGCCUAGGCUUGUCCGGCGUGACGUUUACUCCUGACAUUCUGCAUCCUUUCGUCCUCGCCUUUCCGCGUCUCACGCAUCUCGAUCUCUCGCGUACCAAGAUAGACUCGAGCCUCUUGCACGCGCUCGCGAAACAGGGCCCCGAGUCCGGCUUGGCGCUUCAGAGCCUCAGCUUGGCUCACUGCCGACGCAUCACGAGCGAGAGUAUUGUUGAGCUGCUCGUCGAGAGCCCCGUCGCGUGGAACCUGACCGAGCUAAGCCUGGAAUGCAGCAUCAUGUUCCCGAGCCCUCUGACCAGCGACGACUUGACGCACAUCAUCAGACGUGCGCCUGCUUUCCGCUCAGGCUGUAUGCGCUAUCUGGACAUUGGAGGGUGCCCUGUGACCGACGAACAUCUCCAGGCGGAUUUCGCGCCUCAGCCCUCGCUGCUCGAUCUCGGCCUUGGUAACAACCCGCAGCUCUCGCUCCCUGCCAUCGGCAAUUUUCUCAAAGAGAAAGCGCCAAACGUGCAAAUCAUGGAUUUGGCCGACAGCUGCCAGAUGGUCAAUGGAUCGCAACUGGGCGCCGGCCCCGGUGGCUUAGCGAUCAGCGCGUCAGCCCUUAACAAGCACGUCUUGUCCCCAUGCACCGAGAGCCCGCCUGUGCCUUUGGCAAUGCAGCUUGCCUUGAUGGGCUUCAAUAACAGCGCGGGCAUCACCAAGGAAGAGGCAGCAAGUUUCAAGCUUCCUCAGCCCGCGACGAAUCUACGCGUCAUCGGGCUUAGCGACUUGACCUUAAACAGCGUUAGUGAUGGCAUCGGCAGCUGGAGAGUCGUCCGUGGAGCUGGUCGGCGAGGAUGGGUCGUCGAUACGACCGCAGGACCGAAUCCGCAGGCCAAAGAUGAGGAUUCAAUGGCAGAUGUGAUAGCGCAAGAUCUUUCACAACAUCAAAAUGGUAGGGGCCGUCGUCUGGCAAGCAACACAUUCUCGGCCGUGCGGCGCGCCACGUCCAUCGGCGGCUCUCACCACUCGCUCUCACCUGUCCGGAGCCAGUCGCAUUCCCAACCUCGCUUCAGUCCAUCGCCUCUUCGCAGCGCAAGCCACAGCAGAGCACUGGCGCAACAGCAGCAGCACGCCCUCGCAGCUGCCAAUGAUAUGACACGCUCAGGCCCGCUCGGCGGCGCAAUGGAUCGGAUGCUGCUAGAAGACGAUGAGCAGCUGCAGGAUGCGCAGUCGGCAGCGCCGCUUACGCCGCGCGACGAGGUCGUGCGCGGCUUGCCCGAAGACCAUCCGCGCGUGCAGGCGCUGCGAUCGCUCGUCGCUGCAAACGGCCAUGUGCCUGGCAGCAUCGGCUGGCACUCCAAGAAGAUGGAGGUGUUGCUCGGGUUUGGCAUGUUAGGCCGAGAGACGGGCAGCUAUGCACACGUCGCGUAUCAAGUGUGAGGAUGAUAGGGUGUGACAAGUCUUAUGCUACAAUGUGCCAUGUCGUGUCUUGCUUGCUUCGCUGUU
Tilletiaria anomala UBC 951 is the source of this 3480-nucleotide messenger RNA. RefSeq lists its product as uncharacterized. The coding region runs from base 241 to 3414 and encodes 1057 amino acids. The record is from RefSeq and is a predicted model, not a curated record. Gene Ontology annotation, biological process: SCF-dependent proteasomal ubiquitin-dependent protein catabolic process. Gene Ontology annotation, cellular component: SCF ubiquitin ligase complex. The transcript has 2 exons. Lineage: Eukaryota; Fungi; Basidiomycota; Exobasidiomycetes; Georgefischeriales; Tilletiariaceae.